UUUCCAGAGGUCAGGAACGAUGGGAAUGUCCCUUAACACUCCCUGUUGUUCCCUUUCAGGAUUGGCUGAGUAAGUUUGGGUACCUGCCAACCCCUGACCCUGUAACAGGACAGCUGCAGACCAAGGAGGCUCUGACCAAAGCCAUCAAAGCCAUGCAGAAGUUUGGAGGACUGGAGGAGACCGGGGUGUUAGACCCAGCCACCCUUGGGCUAAUGAAAACCCCCCGCUGCUCCCUGCCCGACCUAUCAGAGUCCGAGUUGACAGCGGGCCGCAGGAGGCGUGGCCUAGCCCCCCAGAACAAGUGGAACAAGAGACACCUGUCCUGGAGAGUGAGGACAUUCCCCAAGGAGUCUGCCCUGCUGGGCAGGGACACUGUGCGGGCCCUCAUGUACUACGCCCUCAAGGUCUGGAGCGACAUCGCCCCCCUAAACUUCCACGAGGUGGCGGGCAGCGACGCCGACAUCCAGAUCGACUUCACCAAGGCCGACCACAACGACGGCUACCCGUUCGACGGCCCGGGGGGCACGGUGGCCCACGCUUUCUUCCCCGGGCAGAGGUUCACGGCCGGGGACACCCACUUCGACGAUGAGGAGGCCUGGACCUUCAGAUCACCAGACUCCCAUGGGAUGGACCUGUUUGCGGUGGCGGUCCACGAGUUCGGCCACGCCAUCGGCUUGGCUCACACCUCGGCUAUGGAAUCCAUCAUGAGGCCGUACUACCAGGGUCCCGUGGGCGAUCUCAAGUACGACCUCCCCUACGAGGACAAGGUCCGGGUGUGGCAACUCUACGGUGUUAGAGAUUCAGUGUCCCACACUGCUCGGCCUGGUGACCCUUCCCAGACCGCAGAACCUCCGGUUCUACUGGACCUUCCGGAGAACAGAUCCACCGUCCCGCCAGGCAGAGACGUCCCGGACCGGUGCAGCAGCCACUUUGAUGCCGUGGCCCAGAUACGAGGGGAGGCCUUCUUAUUCAAAGGUACCGUGGACCCAGUAUGAGACGGGUCGGAAAGAAUGGG
Molecule: messenger RNA, 1015 nt
Organism: Osmerus eperlanus (European smelt)
Lineage: Eukaryota; Metazoa; Chordata; Actinopteri; Osmeriformes; Osmeridae
Product: matrix metalloproteinase-17-like
Biological process (GO): proteolysis; collagen catabolic process; extracellular matrix organization
Cellular component (GO): extracellular matrix
Molecular function (GO): metalloendopeptidase activity; zinc ion binding
Source: RefSeq, a predicted model, not a curated record